This is a messenger RNA of Acomys russatus (golden spiny mouse), 4538 nucleotides long. RefSeq names its product ATP binding cassette subfamily C member 5 (gene Abcc5). Gene Ontology annotation, molecular function: ABC-type transporter activity; ATP binding; ATP hydrolysis activity. Lineage: Eukaryota; Metazoa; Chordata; Mammalia; Rodentia; Muridae. The record is from RefSeq and is a predicted model, not a curated record. Gene Ontology annotation, biological process: transmembrane transport. Gene Ontology annotation, cellular component: membrane. The transcript is spliced from 30 exons. The coding region runs from base 217 to 4530 and encodes 1437 amino acids.
GCCGGAUCAGGGACUACGAUUCCCUUCGGUCUUGCGCAAGCUUUGUGCAGCGCGCUUGCGCGGUGUGGAGGACGAUGCCGCUAUAAAGGCUUGUUUUGCUCCGGGUCCGAUGUUCGCGAGCGAGCCCGGGCGGUCUGCUCUCCUGGGGAGAGGCUGGGGUGCAGAAAUUCUGAAGUGACAGGAAGAGCCUGCGCCCUGGUCCUCCGCUUGGUGAAGAUGAAGGACAUCGCCAUGGGAACAGAGUACGUCAUCCCCAGCCCUGGGUAUAGAAGUGUCGGGGAGAGAAACAGUGCGUCUGGGCAACACAGAGACCAUGAGGAACCCAGAUUCCAGAGGACAAGACCGUUAGAAUGCCAAGAUGCUCUGGAAACAGCAGCCCGGGUCGAGGGCCUUUCCCUGGAUGUCUCUGUGCAUUCUCACCUCCGAAUUCUGGAUGAAGAGCAUACCAAGGGAAAAUACCACCAUGGCCUAAGUGCCCUGAAGCCCUUCCGGACCACCUCCAAGCACCAGCACCCGGUGGACAAUGCUGGGCUUUUCUCCUACAUGACCUUUUCAUGGCUCUCACCCCUGGCCCGAGUGGUCCACAAAAAGGGGGAGCUGUUGAUGGAGGAUGUGUGGUCUCUGUCCAAGUAUGAGUCGUCUGACGUGAACUGCAGAAGACUAGAGAGACUGUGGCAAGAAGAGCUGAGUGAAGCCGGGCCCGCCGCCGCCUCCCUGCGGAGGGUUGUGUGGAUCUUUUGUCGUACCAGGCUCGCCCUGUCCAUCGUGUGCCUGAUGAUCACGCAGUUGGCCGCCUUCAGUGGACCAGCCUUCGUGGUGAAACAUCUCUUGGAGUAUACUCAGGCAUCAGAGUCUAACCUACAGUACAGCCUGCUGUUAGUAGUAGGCCUCCUCCUGACAGAAGUCGUACGCUCCUGGUCACUGGCACUGACUUGGGCAUUGAAUUAUCGAACCGGUGUGCGGUUGCGGGGGGCUGUCCUGACCAUGGCAUUCAAGAAGAUUCUGAAGUUAAAGAACAUUAAAGAAAAGUCCUUGGGGGAGCUCAUCAAUAUCUGCUCCAAUGAUGGGCAAAGGAUGUUUGAGGCAGCCGCUGUGGGCAGCUUGCUGGCCGGAGGACCCGUGGUUGCCAUCUUAGGCAUGAUUUAUAAUGUAAUCAUUCUAGGACCGACAGGCUUCCUAGGGUCGGCUGUUUUUAUCCUCUUUUACCCAGCAAUGAUGUUCGUGUCACGGCUUACUGCAUACUUCCGGAGGAAGUGUGUAGCUGCCACCGAUGGCCGUGUCCAGAAGAUGAAUGAAGUUCUCACCUACAUCAAGUUUAUUAAAAUGUAUGCCUGGGUCAAAGCGUUUUCUCAGAGUGUUCAAAAAAUCCGAGAGGAGGAGCGUCGGAUAUUGGAAAAAGCGGGGUACUUUCAGAGCAUCACUGUUGGGGUGGCUCCCAUUGUUGUGGUGAUCGCCAGUGUGGUGACUUUCUCUGUUCACAUGACCCUAGGCUUCGACCUGACAGCAGCACAGGCCUUCACAGUGGUGACUGUCUUCAAUUCCAUGACUUUUGCUUUAAAAGUAACACCAUUCUCAGUGAAGUCCCUCUCUGAAGCUUCAGUUGCUGUUGACAGAUUUAAGAGUUUGUUUCUAAUGGAAGAGGUUCACAUGAUAAAGAACAAACCGGCCAGUCCUCACAUCAAGAUAGAGAUGAGAAAUGCCACCUUGGCGUGGGACUCCUCCCAUUCCAGUAUACAGAACUCGCCCAAGCUGACCCCCAAAAUGAAAAAAGACAAGAGGGCUACCAGGGCCAAGAAAGAGAAGUCGAGGCAGCUGCAACGCACUGAGCACCAGGCGGUGCUGGCAGAGCAGAAAGGACACCUCCUUGUGGACAGUGAAGAACGGCCCAGUCCGGAAGAGGAAGAAGGCAAGCAGAUCCACACGGGGAGCCUGCGCCUGCAGAGGACACUGUACAACAUCGACUUAGAAAUUGAAGAGGGCAAACUGGUUGGAAUCUGUGGCAGUGUGGGAAGUGGAAAAACCUCUCUCAUUUCAGCCAUUUUAGGCCAGAUGACACUUCUAGAGGGCAGCAUUGCAGUCAGUGGGACCUUCGCUUAUGUGGCCCAGCAGGCGUGGAUUCUCAAUGCCACUCUGAGAGACAACAUUCUCUUUGGGAAGGAGUUUGAUGAAGAAAGAUACAACUCAGUGUUGAAUAGCUGCUGCCUGCGGCCUGACUUGGCCAUUCUCCCCAACAGCGACCUGACUGAGAUUGGAGAGCGAGGAGCCAACCUGAGCGGUGGACAGCGCCAGAGGAUCAGCCUUGCUCGGGCCUUGUAUAGUGACAGAAGCAUCUACAUCCUGGAUGACCCCCUCAGUGCCUUAGAUGCCCACGUAGGCAACCACAUCUUCAACAGUGCUAUCCGGAAGCACCUCAAGUCUAAGACGGUUCUGUUUGUUACACACCAGUUACAGUACCUGGUUGAUUGUGAUGAAGUGAUCUUCAUGAGAGAGGGCUGUAUCACAGAAAGAGGUACCCACGAGGAACUGAUGAACUUAAAUGGGGAUUACGCUACUAUUUUCAAUAACCUGUUGCUGGGAGAGACGCCACCGUUUGAGAUUAAUUCAAAAAAGGAAGCUAGUGGUUCGCAGAAGAAAUCACAAGACAAGGGCCCUAAGCCAGGGUCGGUGAAGAAGGAGAAGGCGGUGAAGUCAGAGGAAGGGCAGCUCGUGCAGGUGGAGGAGAAAGGGCAAGGCUCCGUGCCCUGGUCCGUCUACGGUGUCUACAUCCAGGCCGCAGGGGGGCCCGUGGCCUUCCUAGUCAUCAUGGUCCUUUUUAUGCUGAAUGUGGGCAGCACUGCCUUCAGCACCUGGUGGUUGAGCUACUGGAUCAAGCAAGGGAGUGGGAACACCACAGUGUACCAAGGGAACAGAAGCUCCGUGAGCGACAGUAUGAAGGACAACCCGUUCAUGCAGUACUAUGCCAGCGUCUAUGCCCUCUCCAUGGUGGUCAUGCUGCUCUUGAAAGCCAUCCGAGGAGUUGUCUUUGUCAAGGGCACGCUGAGAGCCUCCUCCCGGCUCCAUGACGACCUUUUCCGCAGGAUCCUGCGGAGCCCUAUGAAGUUUUUUGACACUACCCCAACGGGGAGGAUUCUCAACCGCUUUUCCAAAGACAUGGAUGAAGUGGACGUGCGCCUGCCAUUCCAGGCUGAGAUGUUUAUCCAGAAUGUGAUCCUGGUGUUUUUCUGUGUUGGAAUGAUCGCAGGAGUCUUCCCGUGGUUCCUUGUGGCCGUGGGGCCCCUCCUCAUCCUCUUCUCAGUGCUGCACAUUGUCUCCAGGGUCCUGAUUCGUGAGCUAAAGCGUCUGGACAACAUCACGCAGUCUCCUUUCCUCUCCCACAUCACAUCCAGCAUCCAGGGCCUUGCUACCAUCCACGCCUAUAACAGAGGGCAGGAGUUUCUACACAGGUAUCAGGAGCUACUAGAUGACAACCAGGCUCCUUUUUUCUUGUUCACCUGUGCGAUGAGGUGGCUGGCAGUGCGGCUGGACCUCAUCAGCAUUGCGUUGAUCACCACCACUGGGCUGAUGAUUGUUCUCAUGCACGGACAGAUCCCCUCGGCCUAUGCGGGUCUUGCCAUCUCUUACGCUGUGCAGCUAACGGGACUAUUCCAGUUUACGGUUCGGCUGGCCUCUGAGACGGAAGCACGGUUCACCUCAGUGGAGAGGAUCGACCACUACAUAAAGACUCUGUCUUUGGAAGCACCUGCCAGAAUCAAGAACAAGGCGCCUCCCCCUGACUGGCCCCAGGAGGGAGAGGUAACCUUUGAGAACGCAGAGAUGAGGUACCGGGAAAAUCUCCCUCUGGUCCUUAAGAAAGUGUCCUUUACCAUCAAACCCAAGGAGAAGAUUGGCAUCGUGGGGCGCACAGGGUCAGGGAAGUCCUCUCUGGGGAUGGCCCUCUUCCGCCUGGUGGAGCUAUCUGGAGGCUGUAUCAAGAUUGAUGGAGUGAGGAUCAGUGACAUCGGCCUGGCUGACCUCCGGAGCAAGCUGUCCAUCAUCCCUCAGGAGCCAGUGCUGUUCAGUGGCACUGUCAGGUCCAAUCUGGACCCUUUCAACCAGUACACGGAAGAGCAGAUCUGGGACGCUCUGGAAAGAACGCACAUGAAGGAAUGUAUUGCCCAGCUACCUCUGAAACUUGAGUCUGAGGUGAUGGAGAACGGAGACAACUUCUCAGUUGGGGAGCGGCAGCUGCUGUGCAUAGCAAGGGCCCUGCUGCGCCACUGCAAGAUUCUGAUUUUGGAUGAAGCCACAGCUGCUAUGGACACGGAGACAGACUUACUGAUUCAGGAGACCAUCCGGGAAGCCUUUGCGGACUGCACCAUGCUGACCAUUGCCCAUCGCCUGCACACAGUUCUGGGCUCUGAUAGGAUUAUGGUGCUGGCCCAGGGACAGGUGGUGGAGUUUGACACCCCCUCGGUCCUUCUGUCCAAUGACAGUUCGAGGUUCUAUGCCAUGUUUGCUGCUGCGGAGAACAAGGUGGCUGUCAAGGGCUGACUCCUUCC